AUUUCACAGAAAUCGUUCGUGAAGGUUACAAUCUGACACCGGUGUAUUUUCGCGACUUCUUUUCUUCAGUUUUAGAGCCACUAGACAAUAGACGUGCAUGGUUCUGCGCGGUUUCUUCCAGCAGGUUUGUCUUUAGAUGAGAUGAGUCAUGAGUGUAAGCAGAGAACGGAGAUGGACACUUGCGGAUGUGGUUAGACUAACACGGUUUUGGAGAAGUCAAUUUGUGUCUCAGAAGUCAGAACGUUCAGCAAGUCAUACCACGACGUAGAGCUGUGUUUCACUGGUUUUAGACGUCGGCUUGCAAUGAAUCCUACGCUCGAAAGGGAUGAAAAGGAUCAAAAUUUUACAUUCAAGGACUUUAUGGCACUAAAAACGUGCCAUAAAUUUUAUGACCAAUGCCAGGAAGAGAUUACGUCGAUAAGAAAGUUAAAUCCCGUGAAACUCAAUUUUGAGCAUUGCAACUUUUCCACAUUUGUUUGAGCUUCCUAGCUGCUAGCUUCAAUUUUUACUUCUCGAUUAUUCACUGUUUCAUUCGUUGGACUGACAGUAAUUUGAAGGGAGUACAUUUCAGAAGUUUUGUACGAGGAAGCAACGCGGUGCUGCCGAACAAAGCGUAUAAACUGUUAUAUUGGACACAAGUGGAACAUGACCUUUUACAAUGCAGAUCAGCAAAUCCCUUGACAACUGUUAGUUGCAAAACCCAAGAUGAACGUCAAGUGUAAACCUUUAGGAAUCAAGGGAAAAGCGGGUUUCGAACUUGAUCGCCACCGCAUAGAAAUCGAUACUCAAGAAAAGAAUACCGACGCUUUGCGUGAGCAUUUAGAGAAGCAAUGCGCCGGUUUAACGUCGAACCACAAGAAUGACGACUUGACAACCGAAGAGUCGCUCGUCCUGAGUCUUGUCCAGCAUUAUUCUUCACAUUAUUGGCUCAAAAGCCUAGACUAUGCAUCGCUAGCCGUUAUGAAAGGCUUCGAAUGGCUUGACGAAUCGACCUGGAACAAGUUUCGAGCAACGAUUGGUAUGUCAGAAACCAUUACCGUUAAGCACGUUGGCGAGUUAUGGAAAAGAUUUCACCACUUUUGGUUUCAUCAACACCCAAAGAGUUCUGUCCCUCAAAUCAUUUGCUUCGGUUUUGAUAAAGGCUUCAAGUUGUCACUGUCAUCAACUCGUCCACUCACAAGGUACUACUUGUGGUACGACGGAGUAACAAAACGUUUCGACGCCAUAACUUGUCUGUCAAACUUUGAUCAAGACACGGCUUCCUAUUGGGAAUGUCUGAUGUUGCGAACCGAAAUUUGUCUUGACAAUUUUUUCGAAAGCCAAUUUGACGAUUUAUCCGACGAGAUGCUGGAAUCACGAUUCUCGCAAUUGAACGAUGAAGUCAAAUCAAUCGGAAAUGAAUUUGAUUCUUUUAAGCGACAGUUUAGAAAAUGGAAAAUUGGCAAGGAAUUCGACCACUUGGUUUUAGACAUGGACAAUUGCAUCCAAUCACCGGACGAGGAUUCCAAGGAUUCCGCCUCGGCGUGGUGUGAGCAACUUUGGCAAGUCACGGCACGCUGUUUGUCCCGUCAAAUGGAGCAGGGCUACAUCGACAGAAAGAGGAAAAUUGAGAUGAAUCGCCGAGUAAGAAAUAGCGAAAUCGACAAGAUCCGAGAGAACGUUGAACGCUGGAACUGGGAACUUGCCAAAGCCCGCCAACGCAAAAGCGAACUAGAUCGACGCGUGGCUGACGAAACCCAGCUGUUGGAAAAAUUAGCUUGGAGUCAAUUGCUGCUCGAUUUGGCCAAUCCCGGCUUUGUUCCCGACUACAACUUGGCUUGCCAACGCCAAGAUCACGAAAUCUACCAAGAAAAGAAUGCUCCCCAAUUAGCCGUCAAGGUUUUCGACCUUAUACAUCCUCCAACGUCUGCUAAUAAAGAGAAGCGGGCCGCAUUAGAGAAAUACGUGAACAACCCGUCAAAUAAGAAUCAGGUGCUGAAAGAAUUGCACUCGGCGUUGGACGAAUUUGUAGGACGAGAAGUCGGUAGUGGAGUUACACACAAUCAAGUCUUAACUAUUAAAGGAGAAGCGAGUGUCGUGCUGAAGAAAAUUGCAUCGUCGGUAGAACUUGGCAACUGCAGAGAAAUCGUCAUCAAAGCGGAACGAGUCAUCUACUUGGAUUGCGACUGGACAGUGGCCGGCGUCAGCGUGAGCCUGAUGGCUCCGCGCAUUGAAAUAAUCUGUUCACCCGGCAACAAAAUCCGGGCCAUAACAACGUCGGGUCGUGAUGGCAAAGAGCACGAGCAUACGAAAGCAGCCGACGGAAACGGAGCGGGCGCCAGUGGAAGCCAUGGAAAAGCAGGUCAAGAUGGUGAGAAUGCCGGAAACGUCAAGAUUGACUGUCAAAGUUUCAUCGGUCGUUUGAAGAUUGUGGCUCACGGUGGAAAAGGAGCAGACGGCCAGGACGGCGGUGACGGCCAACCCGGCCUUAAAGGACAGGAUGGAGCUGACGGAAAAUUUCCCAGCGAUCAAACAGAAGAAUCCACUUGGCAUUAUUUGUAUUUCGGCACCAAAUUGUACGCAAGCGAAGGCUGGCCCGGAUCACGGGGUGGAGAUGGUGGAUCGGGAGGCAACUGCGGCAAGGGCGGACGAGGUGGGCUCGGUGGCCAGGUGCAUUUUGUAUCAUCCCAUCGUGAUCGACCCACCGAUUUAUCUCAAUUCAUCGAACGAGACUGUGCCGAUGGGCAGAAUGGCAAGGACGGCCAACCGGGUCGUGGUGCUCCGGGAGGAACGGGCGGCAAACGCGGACAAGACGCGGUUUUGUAUUUCAAGCCAGACAAAUCAUGGUCAUACAUUUUGAAGGGGCAGUGGCGACGUCACAAGGGUUCCCGAACCGAUCUGGAUAAGAUCUAUCUUUUGAAUAUAAUAAUGGGAUACAAGAUUCGUGAAGAUAGUUGUCCAAGGAGGCAGCGUGCUGCGGAAGGCAAAUGCGGAAACGAAGGCAAAAUCCCCGUGGCUGAUCAUCUGCAACAGAGAGAGCACUCUUCUCGCAACGCAACUGCUGAUGUUGCUUCGAAACUUGAUAGUCUUCGUCAAUCAGGAAGCGACGAACGAGAAAGGCAGUUGGAGGCGACACGUUACGAUGAACGGGCAAAUGAAACGGAAUCCAUCAACCGAAUAGUCGAAGAGCGGAAUGUCAUUUCACGUCACGAAGAAGCGCUGGCCGUCGAUCGCCAACGGCUCGAGCGGCUGGACGAAAUCUGCCUGCGCGUUCGAUCAAAAAUGAAAGAAACAUUUGAGCAACGCAUCGUUCUUCAGUCCGUUGUCGGCCAAAGGAUAACGAGACAGAUGAAAAAGAAUUUCGAAGACGAGGAUCUCGGCCUUUAUGCUUCCGGCGGUGUCGCAAUAACGGAUUUUCGGAGAGAUAUUCGAUCCGGUCAUCCGGUUUCAGAUCAACUUGCAGCGGCAAUUCGUUGCUUGGCUAAACUCGAUGCUUGGAUCAGCUCCCUUAUGAUGGGCAAAGACGACAACAACAAGAAUGUGCUGCCAAUUCUUCGGACAGUUCAAUCGCUCGUCCUCAACUUGAGUCUCGAUGACCACGAAAAAGAAUGGAAUUCCAUUGAGAAAAUUUUCAACGAAAUGUCGAGCGAUCCGCUAAAAUUGGCCGAUUCUCUGAAAUUUAUCGGAUCGAAUCUUCGGUUGAUUAUAUCACUUGCUGACCAGUCGCCGGCGACGGAUUUGAUCAAAAAUCUCGAGAAAUUUCUGGCAACGACUGGCCGCAACCGAGAAGCUGCAACGAAAAACACCAUUUGUGUAUUGCACGAAUUCUACCAGCACCCUAUCGAAUUUAGAGAUGUCAUUAAUUUGCUUACACGCCCAUCUGACUGUGACUGGACCCAGCAGAGUGACAUUCGAUUGGGCCUCUUUUUCGACAAAUGGCUACUUUCCGUCAUAACGAAAACAAUCUUUGAAGUUUAUGAUGAUGAAGAACUCGGUACAUCAAGGGCCAGUCUUUUCACCAAAGUUUGGCUGCAAUGCUCACCGCUGUCGAAGUGGACCAGGUCUGCUACUUCAUCGGAUGCUGUAGAAAAAUGGUUGAAGCAAGUUAAUUUUUUAUUCUUGAACCAACUUCAAUGUUCAAUUUCGAGUCGUGACGAGAAAAACAAUGUCUUGCUACAAUUUGCUCGAAAACGGAUCGGAAUACCCCAAGACUUAUCGACGAUUGACGACACAUUAAAGAGAUGGCAAUUGGUUUUUGUCGUGAAUCACUUUCAACCGGAAGUCAACGAGAUGGACGCGAUCGGCAAGUGGGCUCGCAAAAAGAGCGAUCGCCACUUCAUGGCGUAUGUCGAAAAAGCGUUCAGUGAGAGAUUCAUAGCGCCACUUUGGUCCGAAAUCCAGUCGCUUUUGAAGGAGAAUCUCCCCGAAGAUGCCAACAGCGGAAAGGUGAACGAGGACAUUAGAGAGGCGAUCAAUCGGCUGGAAACGACAAUCCGUUCGUCGUUCACCAAUUUAUCGUUUCACGAACGAUGGAAGUUGGGAUGUGAUUUAAAGGAAAAACUUGAUGUAUCCUCUUAUGAAAAAGAACAAUUCUCUGAAUGGAUCAAACAACAGUCGAUUAAAGCGUCAACGCAGUUAUUCUUACCAAACAAAGAUGAUGCUGACGAUGAAGUGGAAAUUAUUUGGUCUCUGCUGGAUGGUUCAAACAAUUUAAGAGAAAAGAGCUUGGAAUUGCACUACCGUCUGAGUCACCUUACUGAUGCGUCGUUCAAACCGAGUCAAAUCGAGAAAAUCGCUGGGAUUUUGCUCAACGAGUCGUCCGAUCGCUCAGUCACCGACGAUUUCAACAAUUACCAUUGGCACUGCUUCCGGUCGACGUUCCUUGAAAAUUGGAGCAACUAUUUCUUCUCGCAUUGGAGUAAGUGCCAUCAACAGACGGAACGUUUUCGUGACAGGGUCGCCGACAGAAAUCCCGAAGACGACGAUCGAAGCUUAAACUCUUUGGAGUUGGCCCUUGAACGAUAUUUGCUUUUCACAACGGGUCUGCCACCGCUGGAUGCCGUCGAAAAAUGGCGUCAACUCACGAACCUGCCUUUGCUUAAGAAACGCACCGAAUUCAUUGCAAAAGAUCUCAAAGGAGCCAUCAAGGAGAUCAAAUCGACAGUUACUCCAAGAAUCAACCAACUCUAUUCGAAUCUAUUUUUGGACAUCACAAAUAAAGAAAUGAAUGCCGACACAAACAUCGUAGCUUUGACGGAUGCUUUGUUUGAAAUUAUUUCAAGAACGACAAUUUCGUUUUUCGAUGAUGCCGAAUCGGUUCGAUCGCUAGUCGACGUGAUCGAAGCAGUUCAAUUGAUGAUAUACCUGACAAAUGACGAUCUCGUUCAGCCAAAUAGCAACAGCCAGGUGAUAUCUUCAGCUAAGCUCGGCGAAUGGAAAAAGAAGUUGGUCCAAUGGAAAGACAUUGAUCGGGAGGCGGCAUCUGUGGUAUACUUGGCCGCCAAAGAAUUAGUUGAAGCCGCCGAAUCCCGGUCAUCAAGUGGGGACGACUGCAGCAGAAAAAUCUACGAGCGCAUUGCCGCUCGUCGUCGAGAUAUGUUGCACACGUUCGAUCAAGCGCUUUCCUGGUUGGAGACGUUUGUUGGUUAUUUGGCCGAUUCCCGCUCCGGUAUCGACACGCUCACGGUUAUCGAAGCAACGAUUGCCUCUAGCCAGUUUCUCAGCUGGAACAAACUGAAAAAUGGUAAAACGUCUCUACCCCAAGUGGUAACUGACAUUUCGACGGCAUGUAAUUUAAUACCAAAACCCGAUAAAAUCAGCUGGAGCUCUUUCUUUGGCGCUAUUUUAAACCUUAAAUGCAGUGAGAAGACAAUUUGGCUGAUUACAACAUUGGCAAAUUUCGUCGGCGGACAACUGAGCAACGAACGAGAACGAGCAACCUGGACUGAAGUGAAAGGUUGGUUCGAUGGACUUGAAUCCCUGAUAAAUGACACGAAGGAGAUGAAUGACACAUCUCCUGCUGCUAAAAACCACUGGGAGGAGAUGAUGAGAAUCCAGCAAGUGUUGAUCGAUUAUUGCCACAUUUGCUACGAGAUUAAAUUGUUGACGGAUCAGGAAAAGCGUUCGAAGAACAAGAUGGACUUGAACCUCGUGUGCUUCACUUUUAAAAAUGUCGUCGAACUAAUGACUAAUAUCAUCCGACUUGUGCGGUCAAAAAAGGAAGUUUCCAGCAGUCGACAGCAGGGCAGCCAAACUGAAUUUCUGAUGGAUCAACUGGAAACCCGCCAACUUGUCCUAAAGUCGUUGAUCCAACUAGGACAAUCCGAUUCCUUUUAUUGGGAUGAAGAAACUGUUCAUCGAUUUUUAAAAGACUUUUUAUUCCCAGAACUCAAACCAUCACCUGAUGAAUUAUGUAUCCUGUCAAAUAUGCUGGUGAGCGGACCUCGAAAGGCUUUCAUCGAGCGAUGGAUAUCCCUGGAAAGCUGUUGGGAGCCGGAACGAAUUCGAGUUUUGGUCAAGUCGCUCCAGGACAAGAAUCACAGCCUAAAUGACGCCCAGUUAUUUUUUUCCAUCGACGGUUACGAUAUUUUCAACGAAGAAGAAAAAUCGUACAUCAAUUUGAUUGACGAUAAUGCGGCGGUGGAGAGUUCGCUGCUGGUCGACGGCCAACAUCCGUCCUGUUUCUUGGACGCGUUGCAGAAAUUGGCCAUUGAGCGCAUCCGAGCCGAGUUUGUGCGCUGCUUCGAGCCGUCCAUUACCGUCCAGGACAUGGAUCGUUAUUUACCAAAGCCCAGCAAGGAUGGCACUCUAUGUAGCCAGGGAACUUUAGCAGACAAGCAGCACAUCACCCAACUUUGUCGAUCAUUCAAUCGGUGUAUCCGCACGAAGAUAGAACAAGGCGAAGAACUGCUCGAUUGGCUCCAUUGGAUUCGUGAAGUCGUCGUUCCUUCACUGAAAUCAUACGAGGCGGAACAAGGAUUGUCCGUCCAGCAGAUAACCAAAUUCUUCGAAGAUGCAGAAGAAUUUCCGCUCGACUUGUGUCGAUACGUCACGACUAGAAGCCGACCUCACCAGUGGAUCGACAUGCUCGCCAUUUUCGCCAUUAAGGAAUUAUUCGAUCAACUUAUCGAGAAGUGUCGUGAGGACCGAAUAAAAAUGAAGAGUUCCGAUAUUGUCGAACAACUGGUUCAAUGGUGGACAUCGUCCGGAGCACCAGCGUCGUUUUUGCACAUUUUCCAUCACAAGAUUCGGCAGGAAAUGGCGGGCGAUCCGCACGAGUUUUUGACACUCGUUCAAGAGUUGACCAACAAAUUGACGGCACUUAAACUUCAUUCUCUGCUACACGAAGACGUCAUAUUGGGCCGUUUCUCCAGUGCUUCUUUGAACGAUUGGCCGUCAGUGAUACGCUACGUCCAGCUGGCCGUUGAUUGGACGCCCGACCUUGCCCUUCGCCUGACGUCUGUACUCGAUGUUCAAUUCGGGCAGGAAAGAACCGACCAGUUUCUUCGUUUGAUCGUUCAUCGCCACCCGGAACUAAACGAUAAGUCGGACGAUGAUAAAACACAAUUGAGAAACAUCCUGAAGAAUUUGAUUCGAUACUCCUGUAUUAAUGAUCGAUGCAUUGCCUUGAUCGAUAAUAGUUUGCAACAAGACUCGAUUGAGGUUAGUGAUCCGUGCUGGCAUUCGCUGUCUGAUUCGGAUGUCAUCGAAACAGAGAUGAGUAAAUCGAGUAGAGUCGAUUUGAGUGUCGAGAAAAUUUUGACCAUCAUGAGCCAAGAUUCCGAGUCGAGCAAAGUCAUCGGCAAUAGCAGCGAAAUGGCCCAACGGAUCACACGCAUCCGGGAAGAAGCCAAGAAAAUUACGAAAAUAAACGUUGGACAAUGGACUAAACAAAUCAAGAAGAAGAGCGACGAGACAUUGAAAGUGGACGACUUUCUGUCCGUUGCUUGUCGGGUCGUUCAGGAUAAAAAGGGCUACUUGCCGAGAGACGUUCAACUCAUCGCAGUCGUCGCUUUCGUUUCUUCCGAUGAUCAACAGCAAGCCGGACGGAUGCCACGACGGAUGGGACAAAUUUCAACCGGCGAAGGCAAAACGCUCAUCUCUGCCCUGGUAGCCAUUUACCACGUCCUGUGUCACUGGAACGCGGAUCGGCACGUCAACAUCAUCACGAGUUCUCCCGUGCUGGCCGAGGCCAACAUCGCCGAAAUCGGGUGGCUCUUCCAAUCGUUUGGCGUGAGCGUGAGCAACAAUUGUGACCAGAAAUGUUCCAACGAUGAAGAUGUUAGGCGGGAACGAUACAACAACGACGUGAUUUAUGGCGACCUGAGCAGUUUCAUGCGUGACAUUCUCCUCACGCGCUUCUUCGAGGACAAGGACGUGACCCGCAACCGCAACCCGGGAGCCAUCAUUGUCGACGAAGUGGACUCGAUGACCCUCGACAAAGGCGAAAAUGUCCUGUACUUGUCGCACAACAUCCCCGAAAUGUACAAUCUCAUGGGCCUCUUUGUUGAAAUUUGGACGUUGGUCAACGCUCCGGAUGUCGUCCGUUUGGCCGAAUCGAGUGACAUUGUCGAUGAAAUUCGCCAGUUGAUUGAGCCGACGCUUCCAACUUGCGUUCCCAAUGGAAUAAAGAAAUUCGCCGAGCGGCAAUUGCCGGCGUGGAUCAAAAGCGCCUUCCGGGCUUGUUACCUGCUCCAACCGAACGACACCUACAAGGUGGAUGACUGCGGUGACGGCCAAGGCAGACGGAUCGUCAUCAUGGACAAGGAGACGGGAGUGGAGCAAGUGCAGACCGAGUGGUCGGACGGAUUGCAGCAGUUCUUGCAGUUGAAACACGGCCUGAAAUGGACGCCCAUCUCUUUGAAGGCCAUUUUCAUGUCCAACAUUGGCUACUUUAGCGAAUUUGAGGGCCGCAUGUACGGACUGACGGGCACACUCGGUUCCACGGCCGAGUGCGACCUGCUGCGCCAUGUCUUUGGCGUCGAUUUUUUCCGUUUGCCGCGAUUCCGGCAGCGCUUUUGCAUCCAGCACGAUCCGAUCACCGCCCACAGUCGGCAAGAUUGGCUGGAUCAAAUGCAGCAGGUGGUCGCAAGCUUCGCUUCCAUGUCCAAUCACAAUAGACAACGGGCCGUUCUAGUCGUUUGCGAAAAUGUUGAAUUUGCCGAUUCGGUUUACCAACGCCUUAAGCCGUCCGAUCAAAUUCAAGUCGUCAAAUACGUCAGCUCAUUCGACAAGGCCUUCAAGAAUUACCAAGAGCAAGAAAUUCUUCCCGGACAGGUGAUCAUUGCCACUAACUUGGCCGGUCGGGGUAUGGAUUUAAAGCCAAGCCAAAGUCUCGUGGACAACGGCGGUCUUCAUCUGAUAAUCGGAUUUGUUCCAUCAAAUGCCCGCGUCGAAGCCCAAGCCGAAGGACGAACAGCCCGCGCUGGCCAACCCGGAAGUUUCCAGUUUGUCAUCGAGAUGGUGAAGGAUGAGAAUCGUGAUGACCCUUACGGCCGAAUACUUGAGUUGAAAUCGAAGCGCGACGACGACGAACGGCUCCGAUUGGACAACAUCCGACGAGAAACUCUGCCAAAGAUCAAACUGGAAGAGAAACUCUUCCACGAAUUCUACAAGAAAUGCGUCGCUCCAUUGGAGGAGAUUAAGUCGCACUUGCAUUUACAACAAGAGAUUAGAAAGAUAAAGAGGAGUUGUUUGAAUAAUCGCUGGGCGCUGUGGCUCGAUGAAAAUUCCGGCCUCAUCGAGAAAGCCCAUCGCGAUCCGGUGGUUGACGUUAAUCUGAACAAUAGUUUCGAUCUUCUAACCAUGUCGGUCCAAUAUUCGGACGUCGAGUCCAUCGUGUCCAGUCCGAGCGAAUGGAUGAUGCUCGCCCGUCACUACGAGGAAUCAUCACUCCCAGACAAAGCGGCAGAGUGUUACAAACAAGCGGCGAGUUUAGAACCCAAUUGGUGCGAAAACGCCCUGCUCGAUGGCGCCCGCCUCGUCCUGGCUAAAAGCGCCAAUUUUGAAAAGAAAAUGAUUGCCAAAGGCUAUUUGAAACGGGCGCGCCAAUUGAUUGACAAUCGAAUCGACGUGCUCGUCAGUCUCCACCAACAAGUCGAUCAAUGUUUGAACAGACAAAUGGAACGCGGAUCGGCCCUCUGUCACAAGCGGUUUGAAGAACAAAUCAACAAUCAAAUCCGUUUGUGGCGGAUUCACUCGUCCCAAAUCGACAACCUUCUCGGCGUGCCGUUGAAAAGGGCCCUAGUUGCCGUCCUGCCCACCGAAGACAUCGAUCAAGUCAUCGACUUACUCGGGGAUUUUAUGAAGCCACGCCGCUAUUCGAAAAAAGCUGAGAAAAGGUCAUUCGAUUGGCCGCCGUUUGUCGCCCACUGCCGUGAGCCGCUCAUGGAACUUGUGAAAAAUGGACAAAAUUGCAAACUGUCGGAUUUCGAGAACGCGAUCGGCCAAGCGGAAACAAAACUUUGGACGAGUUUAAUCUCCGUUUAUAUCGACAUUGGCAAAGAAACUGGCGGCGGGAAAAUAAUCAAGGCUCAUCAGGACGUUGGUCUAGAAAUACCCGACACCAUUUUACCAAAAGGUUACCGGCCUAUUUUGCCCGGUUGGUUGAAAUGUCAUGACGGCCAAGAUUUUUCGCUCGUUUCCUCCACACUUGGUCUCGACGACGACGACCGGCAAUUGAAAGACCUGGAAAAGUGGCUGGAAGAUAAACAAGUGCUGCAAGUAGCGGACAACUGCUUUCGUCAUCGACUUCUAAAACAGAUUCCAUCGAUGGACGAGGAUCCCGACGCUCAACUGGUGGAAGGUGUGGCCCUCUCGUCUUGCGCCGAUGUUGUGGCCUCUUGGUUCUCUUCGCCCAUUGUUGAAACAAACGGAAAUGAGUACGUUCUUCGGCCCCUUUUCGAUGAGCGCAAAAAGAAAUUGGCCAAACAAUUCCUCGAUUACCUCAUUGACGUGGGUGUGGUCAAAGAUGGGGCCAUUCAAUUUCCGUCAGCCAGAAUUGAGCGAUCCAGAGAAGAAAUGAAACAAGAUUUCGAUGAGAUCAAGAGUAAAAUCGAUUCUCUUGAUGAUUUGAACCGGCUCGCUGAGCUCUUUUACGGCACACAUAAAAAAGUGGAAAAGAAGAAAGAAGACGUGAAGGCGUUAAGCAAUUUGGAACAAAGCAUUAAGGGAUUGCUCCCACCGACCGUGUCAUCCCUUGUUCUUUCUGUUGCUAAUGAUGUUUCAACUGUUUUUAGUCAUUUGAAUGAGAUGAACAGACAACGUCAAGAGACUAAUGCUUUGAAAGAGAAGAAGGGAAAACUGUCGACAGCGCUCAUGCAAGCCAUCGGUAUUCACCUCGGCCAGCUGAAAACAUUGGCACAAGUCAAAUCCUCGUUCUGUUCGCUGCACGCCGCCCUUCCGCAACCCGGCGACGACCUUUCGAGUCCCACCGACGAGGUUCAUCAGUUCAACAAUCAACACUUGGAUCGUGUUCUCAAGGUGGAUGAGCACGUGUCACGAUGGGAUUGGCGGAUUCUCGUCGUCGCCCUGAUUGGAGUUGCUCAAUUGGUCGGCGCCAUAGCUUUCCCUUUCUUCAGUGUGAGCCUCGUUGGCGAAGGCAUCAACGACUUGAUGUUUGCCUUUCAGUGUCUCCAGACAUUGGGAUCCUUCUCCUGGAAAUCCUACCUCGUGAGCAAGGGCAUAAGUUUGGCGCUAACUGCCGUCACGAUGGGACUAGGAGCUACCCGGCUCGUAUUAACAUGUGGUAGUUACAGACUAGCGGCCGAAAUUAUUUGUCGAUUUAACGGAACACUCAAUGGAUGGUGUCAGGCCGGCAAGCAGGUCUUGCUCCAGUGCGCAUACAUCAUUAAGUCGUCCAUCGUCGGCCAAGUUGUUAGCCGCUUCCUCACGUGGCUCAACAAGUUCAUCCUGGAACAGGUGCUGGAGCGCAUCAAGUCGUCCUUGUUCAACAACUCGUUUCUACGUCCAGCUUUCACUCUGCUCAAAGAUUCCAUGAGAUCCCUGAUGACUGCCAUGGUCGAAAGCGGCAAGAGCGCCAGCGAAGCCAGCCAAAUCAUCCUGCAAGUGCUGAAUGGAGCCAAGAAUAAAUUGGCCGCCGGUGAUUGGUUCACCGAACUUCGCACAAACGCCUCAUCCAUCGCCAGUCGCAUGAUGCGAAUCUUCAAUGACUCGUCGGCCGGCUUGUCUAACUUGCAGGGCAGCUACGUCAGCACUCGAAAUACCCAAGGCAUCACCGCUAACGCUGGUACAAUUGAAACGGCCAUCCAAAUGGCCAAGAGUGUCAUUGAUUAUGGCAAAAAGGCGGCUGAAGUGGCCGAAAGAAUCAACACGUUUACCACCACUUGCCAGACGGUCACGAAAUUGGCCACACACGGAACGACGUACGUCGGUGAUUUGAAUGCCGCCCUGCAGGACGAGCUGAGGGCAUUGAAAAUGAAAAGUCAGCAAGGGCAGGAACCAGCAGCAGCUGGCCAAAGUAGUGGUGAAUUAUCCAAAGAAGAAGCAGAACGAUUCGAGGAAUUGAUCGAUGAAACCGAGGGUGAAAUUCAAUCGUCGAUCAUGAAGACAACUCUCGACACGAUCCAAACGGCGUGGCUCCAGCCCAUGAUCCAACUCAAAAUCGAGCAACACAUUUCGAAAAUCGGCUCCAAACUCGUCAAAAAAUACUGUCCAUCUUUGUUACCGGAAGGAUUUGACAACAAGGGUGAUGAAAGUAAAAAUAGCGGGGACGACGAUAAAGAAAUACCAUCCGAGGAUGGAUGGAUCGAUGACAUGGGCAACGGCAAUAAAUUAGCCAGGCCGAUCGAAAUGCAGAACUCGGCAGACGCAAAUGGUUGGGUGUUCGAAUUUGAAGAUGAAACCGGCCAGUAUUCGCAAGGAACUCAAGGUGCCAACACCGUCACCUACUAUCCUGAUGGCAAUCCUUACUCGCAAAAGCCCGUCCUUAAAAUGACUUGCACGCAGAAUAAGGAAGGGAGCACGCAAUUCCGUAUUACCAUGCCCGAUGGAGAGAUUCGUGAAUAUGUGCCGAAUCCGUUGGAACUUCCUGGCCGCUGCUUCUUUGGCGCACUUUCAAAGGCUCAAAACGAUCCCUCGAUAGAUUAUACGAUUCAAAAGUUAAAGAAUCACGCCAAAGGAAACGACCGAGUUCGAUAUAUGAACAAACUGGGAGUCAACCAGAGCUACAAACCGUCCAAUUCAAAUUCCAGGAUGAUCGAUGGGAAAACAACACUUCCUAAUGUGCAAAUUUCAACAGACGUUAUUAAAAAGAAAACGGAGAGACAACAGGCGCGUGACACGGAAUCUAAUUUAGAGAAGAUAAGAAAAGAUGAUCCAGGUAUCCAACAGGAAGAUGUAUACCAUGAAUCGCACGAUUGUGAAGUUGUCGAAGAAUUUUGGAAAAUUUCUAAAGUAACACGCGAGGGCAAUAUCUAUGUCGAAAGAGUAUACGGCGAGAGUGCUGACAAGUUUUACGAAGAAAAUCAAGAAUAUGGGUCGCCUGAAGCUAUCACCAGGAAGAUCAAGAAUCACUACAGAAUUCACUGGAAACAUACUAGCGAGACACUGGAGUACGAAACAACAAAUUAUAAAACCAAGGAUAUCAAGUACGAUAUUUUUACUGGGUCGCCGAAUCAUCUGCAAAACAAGUACCACAGAGGCUUCGUUUCCAACUGGAAUGGACCCCAGGGGGAUAAUCAAAAACAAUAUAACUUAAGUAAAGAAGACUGAUAUCACGACCAAUAAAACGCACAUGGAAAACUAACGUGGAGGUUGCCGCACUUUCGACUUUGAUUACAGCCAAUUACGUUUACUUCAACCUCGUGAUUGCUCUGAUGUGCAAUCAACUCUGUCAGCUGAGAUGGAAUAUAUGAUCCACAAGCAAUUUCCUUCCAUCUCUGGGUGACUGUGAAGGAUCGUAACUUGUUUUUUGUGUUCUUUUUUUUUAGUGCGUUGAGCAACAGCCAUUCUUCUACUUCUUUUAAAAACAAAACUUUUGUUAGUAACCUUUCAUUAACUAACCCUAACUUUAACUUUGUGUUACUCUUCACAUACCGUCUAGCCUAUACUAGGAAAAACUGUCUUUCUUUCUCUUAAUCCAAACCCUCCUUCAGUUUCUAGUUUUCCAAAAGAUACUUGUUUGCUUUAACUCCUCCCUAUUAGUUCUUUCUUUUCAACUUUUACUAUUCAAACAAACCUUGUUUUAAUAACAGUCAUUUAAGACAACCUUAUAUAAAUAUGUACAACACAAUAUAACU
Messenger RNA from Daphnia pulex (common water flea), 14237 nucleotides. RefSeq lists its product as uncharacterized. NCBI's taxonomy places the organism in Eukaryota, Metazoa, Arthropoda, Branchiopoda, Diplostraca, Daphniidae. Gene Ontology annotation, molecular function: ATP binding; protein binding; ABC-type protein transporter activity. The record is from RefSeq and is a predicted model, not a curated record. The coding region runs from base 706 to 13710 and encodes 4334 amino acids. Gene Ontology annotation, cellular component: membrane. Gene Ontology annotation, biological process: protein targeting; protein import. The transcript is spliced from 14 exons.